Mycetomoellerius zeteki is the source of this 428-nucleotide messenger RNA. RefSeq lists its product as uncharacterized. Bases 1 to 357 code for a protein of 118 amino acids. The transcript has 2 exons. The record is from RefSeq and is a predicted model, not a curated record. Lineage: Eukaryota; Metazoa; Arthropoda; Insecta; Hymenoptera; Formicidae.
AUGGUAAGUGUAACAAUAGAGCAAGAAAUUGUUGUGAAAUUUCACGUGAAAUUUGGAAAAACCGCUACUGAAACUUAUAAUUUAUUGAAACAAGUGUAUGGCCAUGAAUGUUUAUCGCGUGCACGUGUUUUUGAGUGGUUUAAGCGUUUUCAAGAUGGCCGAAAAGACGUUGAAGAUGAUUCACGCCCGGGUCGCCCUUCCACGUCAAAAACGGACGUCAAUAUCGAAACAAUCGGAACAAGAUUUGAGUCUGUUGAAGCUAUGAAAGAGAAAGCGGCACGCGUCCUGAAGGAGCUGACAGAAGAAGACUUUCCAGCACUGUUUCAAACAAUAGAAGAUUCGCAUGGAGCGUUGUAGGGAUAGAGGAGGGGUGUAUAUUGAAGGUGAUAAUAAGUAAAUAUGUAUGAAAUCAAAAUAAAAUGUUUUAC